Molecule: messenger RNA, 1132 nt
Organism: Raphanus sativus (radish)
Lineage: Eukaryota; Viridiplantae; Streptophyta; Magnoliopsida; Brassicales; Brassicaceae
Product: superoxide dismutase [Fe] 2, chloroplastic-like
Biological process (GO): superoxide metabolic process
Cellular component (GO): chloroplast nucleoid
Molecular function (GO): superoxide dismutase activity; metal ion binding
Source: RefSeq, a predicted model, not a curated record
AGAAAAAAAAACUGUCUUGAUCCAUGCGAAAUCUUGUUAAGUUACUUAAAAAUCAAAAUGGAGGGAGUAUGUAGCUUGAGAUAAGAAGACUCGCGCUUAUUUAGCAAUAUAGACAGAACGAGGGUCUCUGUAUACUCGUUGGAGACCGAGACUAACAGUAAAGCAGGAAAGAUGAUGACGGUUGCAGUUACAGCCCCUUUAUGGUCUCUAUCGUCGUGCUCUCUGCUUCCUUGUCAAGGCCCAAACCGGCGAAUACAAUGGAAACGAAACGAAAAGAAACGGUUAUCGAGAAAAGUGGCUGUUAUAACAGCGGGGUUUGAGCUUAAGCCUCCUCCAUAUCCUCUUGAUGCUCUGGAACCGCAUAUGAGCCGGGAGACUUUGGAUUAUCACUGGGGCAAGCAUCACAGAGCUUAUGUAGACAACCUUAACAAGCAAAUCGUGGGCACGGAUCUUGAUGCUUUGUCGUUGCAAGAGGUUGUCCUUCUUUCAUACAACAGAGGCAAUAUGCUUCCUGCCUUCAACAACGCUGCACAGGCAUGGAACCACGAGUUUUUCUGGGAGUCUAUUCAACCUGGAGGUGGAGGAAAGCCAAGUGGAGAUCUCCUCAGACUGAUAGAGAGAGAUUUUGGUUCUUUCGACUUUUUAGAAAGGUUCAAGGCAGCUGCAGCCUCCAACUUUGGUUCCGGUUGGACUUGGCUUGCAUACAAGGCGAAUAGACUGGAUGUUGCAAAUGCCAUAAAUCCACUCCCAAAGGAGGAAGACAAAAAGCUUGUAAUAGUAAAAACACCCAAUGCAGUAAAUCCGCUCGUAUGGGAUUAUUCUCCACUUCUCACCAUUGAUACAUGGGAGCACGCUUACUAUCUGGAUUUUGAGAACCGAAGAGCUGAGUACAUAAAUAUAUUCAUGGAAAAGCUCGUGUCAUGGGAAACAGUAAGCACGAGGUUAGAAUCUGCAGUGGCUCGGGCAGUUCAAAGAGAACAAGAAGGAACAGAUACCGAAGAUGAAGAGAAUUUGGAGGAUGAAGAGCCAGAAGUCUACUUAGAUAGUGAUGUUGAUGUAUCUGAGGUUGACUAAAUAACUCUGAGAAUCAAUCAUAACUUUAGCAUCUGAAUGAAAUGUCAAUUAUACAGUA